Messenger RNA from Cololabis saira (Pacific saury), 863 nucleotides. RefSeq names its product phospholipase A and acyltransferase 1 (gene plaat1). Gene Ontology annotation, cellular component: cytoplasm. Gene Ontology annotation, molecular function: A2-type glycerophospholipase activity; glycerophospholipid phospholipase A1 activity. Gene Ontology annotation, biological process: N-acylphosphatidylethanolamine metabolic process. The record is from RefSeq and is a predicted model, not a curated record. NCBI's taxonomy places the organism in Eukaryota, Metazoa, Chordata, Actinopteri, Beloniformes, Belonidae. The transcript is spliced from 5 exons. Bases 237 to 773 code for a protein of 178 amino acids.
UCAGUCAGAGCAGCCAACACUGACCAGCGUCCAGCAGAAGCUCCAGCCUCUUGUUUGGCCUUGAGAUUCUUCGUACCCUCUUUUCCUCACUGGAAUUUGGAACCAAUCUUGCUCCAUUACUUUAUUCUCUCUUUGUUGGAUUUCUUUAUGGUUUUGUGUAAAUUUACGAUGGAGAAUUAAAAUGGUGAGAAAGAAAAAACUCCUAGUGUUUGAAAUUUGUGGAAGCAUGAUGUGGGAUGGAUAAACACCAACAAAAAUCUGCGAUGGCCUCUAAUGACCCUGAUCUUCCUGACCCCUCUGGUGACCCCCAGCCUGGUGACCUAAUUGAGAUCUUCAGACCAGCCUAUCAGCACUGGGCUCUCUAUCUGGGAGAUGGCUACAUCAUCAACUUAACUCCUGUCGAUGAGAGCCAGGCAGCCGCCAUGUCCAGCGUGAAGUCAGUCUUCAGCAGGAAGGCCGUGGUGCGCAUGCAGCUGCUGAAGGAGGUGGUGGGAAACGACUCGUACCGCGUCAACAACAAGUACGACGACAACCACACGCCCCUGCCCGUCUGCGAGAUCAUCCAGCGAGCUCAAGUCCUCAUUGGCCAGGAGGUGUCUUAUGACUUGCUGGGGAGCAACUGCGAGCACUUUGUUACCCUUCUGCGCUACGGGGAGGGGGUAUCAGAGCAGGCUACACGGGCCAUUGGGGCCAUCAGUAUGGUGACGGCAGCAGCCAGCGCCUUCUCUGUCCUGGGAUUGAUCAACACACGGUCCAGAAACAGGCCUUUCUGAUAGCUGUGAUCUCCAGUCAAGGAUGGUGUCUCACAACUUUCCCGUGGCUUUAAUUACAAAAAUGCAAUAAAGUAUAAAUAAGAAUGUAAA